AUGGCCUCACAAGCAAGCAGUAGUCAUAGCAAACAAACUUCGAAUUCGGCCGAGCAGGAUGUGGCGGAGUAUAAGAAGAUGAUAGCCACAGGUCAGGUGAAGGAGACGAAUAAUGCCGCCAUCCCGUCUAUUGUGUGUUACUGCCUCGCGUCGAUUCUUAUGACGGUAAUCAACAAGUUUGUAGUGUCCGGCGCGAACUUCUCUAUGAACUUCCUCCUUCUGUGUAUGCAGUCCACCGUGUGCGUUACGUGCGUCCUGGUGGUGAAAAAGCUCGGCAUCAUCUCCUUCAGAGCGUUCGACAUGCAAGACGCGAAGGCGUGGUUCCCAAUUAGCUUCCUGUUAGUUAGUGUGAUUUAUACGGGGUCGAAGAGUUUGCAACACUUGAGCAUACCGGUGUAUACGAUAUUCAAGAAUCUUACUAUUAUCCUUAUUGCAUAUGGAGAGGUUAUUUGGUUCGGAGGAAGAGUGACGGCCUUGACGUUUGUUUCGUUUAUCUUUAUGGUGAUAUCCUCGAUGAUUGCCGCGUGGUCCGACGUAACUAGUGCGCUUUCUGGGUCGUUGCCUGCUGUGGGUACUGGAAUCAGCCUGGAUUCGCUUCGAUCCGUUGCUGGUGCUGUUCGUGGACUCAAUGUCGGGUACUUCUGGAUGUUGGUUAACUGUCUCACGAGCGCAGCCUACGUGCUCUCGAUGCGCAAGAAGAUCAAAUCAACAGGAUUCUCGGAUUGGGACUCGAUGUUCUACAACAACCUACUGAGUAUCCCAGUACUCGCAGUUUGCUCGAUCGUUGCAGAAGACUGGGGCACGGAAAAUCUGAAUAGGAAUUUCCCUCCUGCGACGCGAAAUUUCCUCCUGACGGCGAUUGCAUUCUCUGGUGCUGCUGCGGUGGGGAUAUCGUACACGACGGCGUGGUGUGUGCGGGUGACAAGUAGUACAACCUACAGCAUGGUCGGAGCUCUGAACAAGCUGCCUGUAGCCGCCUCAGGCAUGCUAUUCUUCGGGGACCCGGUGACAUUUGGCUCUGUGUCGGCGGUGGGGGUUGGGUUCUUUGCUGGAGUUGUGUACGCCGUGGCAAAGAACAACCAGAAGAAGAUGGAGUCGCGCCAGCAAGCAGACGCGAUUCUCCCGCUAACGAACCGGAGGCCAUAG
Molecule: messenger RNA, 1146 nt
Organism: Cyclocybe aegerita
Lineage: Eukaryota; Fungi; Basidiomycota; Agaricomycetes; Agaricales; Hemipholiotaceae
Source: the annotation of a GenBank genome assembly